Messenger RNA from Pleurotus ostreatus (oyster mushroom), 1176 nucleotides. It is a transcript of the gene VMA5, whose product is annotated as Vacuolar ATP synthase subunit C. NCBI's taxonomy places the organism in Eukaryota, Fungi, Basidiomycota, Agaricomycetes, Agaricales, Pleurotaceae. Gene Ontology annotation, cellular component: vacuolar proton-transporting V-type ATPase, V1 domain. The record is from RefSeq and is a predicted model, not a curated record. Gene Ontology annotation, molecular function: proton-transporting ATPase activity, rotational mechanism. The coding region runs from base 1 to 1176 and encodes 391 amino acids. The transcript has 8 exons. Gene Ontology annotation, biological process: proton transmembrane transport.
AUGCCUUCAGAUCAGAGUACUUGGCUCAUAGCAGUCCCGCUGGAUGGCGACUCAGAGGGUCUGAUCCCAGAGUUGGGGACGAAGCUCUCCCAACAAUCAAAAUCGUUUCCCCGGAACCACAUCGCACAGAUAGAUAUCCCGUCAUUCAAGACAGGGACACUUGAUACGCUUAUAGGGCUAUCGGAGGAUAUACCCAAGCAGGAGACGUUCUUCACGGCCACUGUCGCGAAAACGGUCGACACGCUACGCAGCUUGUUGAACAAUGACCCAACGAAGCUGGCUCAGCACGUCUUGGUUGAUGAGCAGAGCGUCGAUGAAUACCUCUUGAAGGGGUGGAAGUGGAAUGAAAGUCGGUAUGGUGUGCAACGAGGGCUACGUGAUAUGGUAGAUCUCUUGAAUAAGGAAAUGGUUUCAAUCGACAACGCUAUGAAAGCAAAACUCAACAAUUACAAUCUCGUGAAGGGCUCAUUAGUUCAGAUGCAACGCAAGAAGCUAGGGAAUCUGUCAGUACGCUCACUGGCGGAGGUUGUUUCGAAAGACGACUUCAUCCCGGAUUCUGAGCACAUGGAAACGCUGUUGGUCGCCGUGCCAAAGAGCCAAGUUAAAGAGUGGAAUUCAACGUAUGAACGGCUAACAGCUAUGAUAGUGCCAAGAUCGUCAAAGUUGAUCGCUUCAGACGACGAGUACUCGCUGUUCGCCCUCGUAGCUUUCAAGAAAGUCCACGACGAAUUUAUACAGAAAUGCAGAGAGCAUAAAUUCAUCGUGCGCGACUUCAUUUACUCCGAGGAAGAGGUCGCGAAACAACAGCAAGAACUCGAGGACGCGGACACAACAGAGAAAGAAUUAUGGACGGAACUACUUCGUCUCUCGAGGACGAACUUCUCGGAGGCCUUCCAAAUUCUAGUACAUCUGAAGAUUGUCCGUUUGUUUGUGGAGAGUGUCCUCCGCUAUGGCUUGCCCGCGAAUUACCUCGGAAUCAUUAUCAAACCUGAACCCAAAACCACGAAGAGAAUAUUCCACGUCUUGCAAACCCAGUUCACCUACCUCCGUCCGCGAGCGAACAGCGCCCAGGGCAAGGUCAGCUCAAACGAUGAAUUCGUUGGUGAAUACCAAACACUCAUGGAUCAAGACUUCUUCGACUUCGUCCUCUACGAAGUUCCUUGGAUUGUCUUCUAA